UAUUUAAUUUCGAAAACAGGUCGAUCGUUCGCUUGAUACACUGGGGAAGCAAAAGUCAAAAAUUUGCUUACUGGAAUUUUGUGGAGGUUUUUAUAGAUAUUUUUCAUAGUUCCCUUUUCUUUACAAAAAGAAAAUGAGACUUUGACCGUUUGUUGGAUUAUUCUAGUCUUUGGAAGAAGUAUUUUUAACUUGGUUGGGAUUACAUCACACAACAUGGAUUUCGGAUUUUGGUCGAACUUCAGACGAAUUUUAUURCUGGCAUUCACCGUUCUUCAGAUGAUUGACCCUACACAUGGUGAAUUCGAAAGUUUUGUAGAUCUUAUCAGAGUACCUCGAUCCGGGCCACCACUGGCUAAAAAUCAAAACCCCGUAUGUCGUAAAGCGCAGAUGCUCCACAGUGACGUAUUAAAGAAUGCAUCUUUGGAYGGAAGGCUUAACGCCGGUAACUUUACAUUUCUUGGUGACGUGAACAACAUGGAACAAUGUAUGGGAAUGUGUUGCUCCAAUAAGAAAUGUCAGCUGGCUUAUCURGAUAAGAACAAAUGRUAUGGAGUCAAGUGUUUCAGUGAAAAAUCCUGUAAAGUUACAGCUGGAAUUGGCACAGAAGAUGUGAAAAUAUCUCUAAUGGUKAAGAAUGAUAUCAAUAGAAAAGCGUAUGUCACGGCUUAUAUUGUGGUAGUUCUCGUUGCUUUCGGCGCUGCUAUUAGUGGGACAGUCUGGGCCGUGUUUAUCUUUGUAAAAAGAUAUCGCGUAACUAAUGGCAAAUCAGAAAAUUUAACCAACGAAGAAGAGGAAGAGAAAGCUCAGGUUUACUAAAUUGAAUUCAUAACAGAAAGGCGGAAAAACAGGGUAUCUCCUCAAAAGACACUAUAAUGCCGGGUUUCAAAUAGGAUUUCAUCACUGAAAUAAAAAAAAAACCCUGACCUUAAUGUAAUUCGGCAAAAGUGUUGUACUUCUUUUCAGAAGACACUUUUUGCUAAGGUAGAAUUUCUCUCAAUGCAGCUGAAUGCAUGUCAUAUAAUUACAUUUAAACACUUCUUUCCAAAGUAUAGCUUUUUAUACGCCAUAUUGUGUAGUGAAGAACGUUGUCUUAUAAAAGUAAAAUAUAUAUGAAUCMAUAUUAUGUCAAUCGUGGCAGACUACAAAUGAUUUCAGCUGAAGGAUUUAGAGGYAGGAAUGACACACGUUAAAGUUACAUAUCMGGCAGCGAUUAUAAAACACGAAAUUUUCAGUUUUAAUAGGUUGCAACAGUUGAAUUCUGUACUUCCGCUUAUAUCGUUCUUGCAAGUUGGUGUAUUUGAUUUUGAAAUAAGAAAGAAAGAGUGCACUACAACAGAAUGUGAAAAUAUAACUUGUUUGUUUUAAAAUAAAUUUUUAGAAAUAAAUAU
Molecule: messenger RNA, 1388 nt
Organism: Exaiptasia diaphana
Lineage: Eukaryota; Metazoa; Cnidaria; Anthozoa; Actiniaria; Aiptasiidae
Exons: 6
Coding region: 214-816 (200 amino acids)
Cellular component (GO): plasma membrane; cytoplasmic vesicle
Source: RefSeq, a predicted model, not a curated record